AAGGGUUUAAGGUUUUCUCUUAACCCCUUUCUGGACAUUUCUUCUCUAAGCUCAUUUUCACUCAAUUAGGGUUUCUGAUACGAUUUCGUCCCCAAGCACCGUCGCCAUGACUCUGUAUCGGAUCCUCCUCCGCUCACUACGCCGUUCCUCCUCUAACGCCACCACGAGCGUUGCCGCCGCCGCCCGAACCCAGUUCAUCUCCGUAAAUCACCUACAAAAUCCCAGCUUUCUUCUCCCUCACCGAUCAUUUGCCUUCUCCUCCGCCGAGGAGGCCGCGGCGGAGCGCCGUCGCAGGAAGCGCCGGCUCCGAAUCGAGCCUCCACUCGGUGCCCUACGCCGCGACUCUGCUCCGAGGCCUCCUCCCUCCGAUGAUCCCCGGUCUCGCCUCCCUGACUCCACCUCCGCGCUAGUUGGGCCUAGACUGAACCUUCACAACCGCGUGCAGUCACUCAUUCGAGCGGGAGACCUCGAUUCCGCCGCAGCUGUUGCUCGUCACUCGGUGUUCUCAAACACUCGCCCCACAGUCUUCACCUGCAAUGCCAUUAUCGCCGCUAUGUACCGCGCCGGCAGGUAUAACGAUGCGAAGGCCCUUUUUCAGUACUUCUUCAAUCAGUCUAACAUUAUUCCUAAUGUUGUCUCCUACAACAAUCUUAUUGUUUCGCAUUGUGAUUCCGGCGAAGUUGAUGAAGCCAUAAAAGUUUAUAAUCACAUACUUGAAAAUGCCCCAUUUAGCCCCUCAUAUGUGACUUAUCGGCAUCUUACUAAGGGUCUAAUCAACUCAGGGCAGAUAAAUGAAGCUGUGGAUUUUCUCAGGGAAAUGCUCAACAAGGGUCAUGGUGCAGACUCAUUAGUUUACAAUAAUUUAAUUUUAGGGUUCCUAGAAUUAGGGAAUUUGGAGAAAGCAAAUGAGCUUUUCGAUGAGCUUAAAGAGAGGUGCUUGGUUUAUGAUGGAACUGUGAAUGCAACUUUUAUGGAUUGGUUUUUCAAACAGGGGAGAGAGAGGGAGGCUAUGGAUUCGUACAAGGAUCUUUUAGACAGAAAGUUCAGAAUGGUUCCUGCAACUUGUAAUGCACUACUUGAGGUUUUGUUAAAGCAUGGGAGGGACAAGGAGGCAUUGGAUUUAUUUGAUGCAAUGUUGGAUGAUCACACACCCCCAGUCUUCCAAGCAGUGAAUUCUGAUACUUUUAAUAUUAUGGUGAAUGAAUGCUUUAAAUUGGGGAAGGUUUCAGAGGCUAUGGACACUUUCAAGAAGGCAGGAAAGAGUGUUAAGUCAAAGCCUUUUGCCAUGGAUGUUGCAGGUUUCAAUAAUAUGAUCACAAGGCUUUGUGAGCUUGAAAUGAUGGAGGAGGCAGAGAAGUAUUAUACUGAGUUGUGUAAUAAGUCUUUGAAUCCAGAUGUGACAACUUACAGAACAAUGAUUGAGGCCUAUGUUAAGGCGGAGAAGAUUGAUGGUGUGUUGGAGAAGUACACAAAAAUGGUGGAGGCAGGCUUGAGAGUCAUUCCUGUUUAUGCCAACAAGUGGUUCAAUUUCUUGAUUAACAAAGGUAAGGUCCUGGAAUGUGUCCCAAUUCUCACAAAGAUGGGUGAGAGAGAACCAAGGCCAGAUGUUAUGACAUAUGACAUUGUUAUUAGGGCUCUUUGCCAGGAAGGGAAUUAUGAUGCUAGUUUUAAUUUGCUUAGCCAGAUGGUGAACUAUGGUGUUGGACUCACCUCUGCAUUUAAAGAAUUUGUAUUAGAGGAGUUUGGAAAACAAGGCAGGCGAGAUGAGAUUGACUCACUAUUUUCCAGAAAUCCAACCUAUUUUCCAAAUUCACGACCUAGGCCUCCUCAAGUGCCUAGACAAGCUGCAGCUCAUCAAAUGCCAAACCACUUGUCAUGGCAGAAUCAAGCAAUGCAUCAGGCAUCACAACCCACAGUCAUGGCUGGACAAGGAGUUUCUCAAAUCCCUGGGCAGCCGUCAGGGUUUGCUCAGAUGCCAAGACAGUCUGAGAGAUAUCCUCAAUCAGCAGGACAUACAACUCCACCCGUCAUGGGAGGACAAGGAUCCACUUACAAUCAAAUGUCAGGACAGUCUGAGAGAUAUCCUCAAUCAGCAGGACAUACAACACCACCCGUUAUGGGAGGACAAGGAUCUUACAAUCAAAUGUCAGGACAGUCUGAGAGAUAUCCUCAAUCAGCAGGACAUACAACACCACCCGUUAUGGGAGGACAUGGAUCUUACAAUCAAAUGUCAGGACAGUCUGAGAGAUAUACUCAAUCAGCAGGACACACAACACCACCCGUCAUGGGAGGACAAGGAUCCGCUUACAAUCAAAUGUCAGGACAGACCGAAAGACCUCACUGGGGAUUUACGCCACCAUCAAAUGUCAUGGGAGGACAGCCACAUGCAUUUAAUCAAGGAUCCAAUUUCGAACAAAUGUCAGGACAGACUGGAAGACCUCAAUGGGGACAGACACCACCAUCAAACUUCAUGGGAGGUGAGCCACGUGCAUAUGAACAAGUGCAGGGCCAUAAUGUAAGACCUCAGUUUACAGAACAGGCAUCGCCUCCCUAUUUUAUGGAACAGCAAGGUGGACAAACGGCUUCAGGUCAGAUUGUAGGACCUCAUGGGGCAGGGCAUGGAUCACCACAUGCUUCAACUGCAAGACAGGAAGCUGAAGUCCCACAAAUGGCCGGAAGAGUAGCGCAGUUUGAUUCUUUUGGUAGAUAAAUCAUUGUUGGCCAUGCUUCUUUUUUCAGAUACUAUUCUCUGAUUUUGGCUUCCGAAAGGGCUAAAGUUUUGUUUCAUUCUAGUGGUCUUUGUGCCUCAUACUAAGGUAUUGAUGUUACCCAAGAAAGAAAACACUUGAUAUUAUAUUGUAGUAGCUCUGACUGAGAUUACAGAGUUCUUCAUAAAUACAAGGCAGCUCUUCUCAACUUCCGCAUA
Molecule: messenger RNA, 2926 nt
Organism: Ipomoea triloba (trilobed morning glory)
Lineage: Eukaryota; Viridiplantae; Streptophyta; Magnoliopsida; Solanales; Convolvulaceae
Product: pentatricopeptide repeat-containing protein At1g10270
Exons: 1
Coding region: 107-2710 (867 amino acids)
Cellular component (GO): chloroplast
Molecular function (GO): protein binding
Source: RefSeq, a predicted model, not a curated record